Bubalus bubalis (water buffalo) is the source of this 7715-nucleotide messenger RNA. It is a transcript of the gene ARHGEF19, whose product is annotated as Rho guanine nucleotide exchange factor 19. Bases 4653 to 7289 code for a protein of 878 amino acids. The record is from RefSeq and is a predicted model, not a curated record. NCBI's taxonomy places the organism in Eukaryota, Metazoa, Chordata, Mammalia, Artiodactyla, Bovidae. Gene Ontology annotation, molecular function: protein binding; guanyl-nucleotide exchange factor activity. Gene Ontology annotation, biological process: regulation of actin cytoskeleton organization; activation of GTPase activity. The transcript is spliced from 17 exons.
GGAGCGCAGGAAGCUGAGUCCCGGGGCCAGACUAGAGGGCAGAGCCGGCUGAGGGUACUCCUAACCUGGCCGGGCCAGGCUCUAGGGUGGAGAGGGUGAAAGUGCCGAUCGUGGGGCCGAGGGCCUCGCGGGACCACGAGCCCUCCGCAACCCAGGUACAAGGGCUUUCGCGACACGAAGAGGAAUCGCACCCUCGUCUGCGGGAAGCCGCUGGCUGUGCGUCUGGGCUUCAUCAUCACCUUCGAGGUGAAACAGAAGUUAUUUACUCCCUAGAGUUGUUGUGAGGAUUAAUUGAAUGAAUCCCCGGAACCCCUCAGAAUAGUGCCUGGCAGCACCGACUCAAUAGACAUGAGUUUGAGUAAACUCCGGGAGUUGGUGAUGGACAGGGAAGCCUGGCGUGCUGCAGUCCAUGAGGUCGCAAAGAGUGGGACACGACUGAGCGACUGAACAACGAAGAGCCUUGUACUUCGUAAGCGCUUGGCAGAGUAAGAUCGCUAAAGCCAUCGUUCUCUUUCACCGCUCCCUUCUCCCCAGCAUCUCAUCGCCUGGUUCGUGCUCGACCUGCUAGCCUCCCUGGCUACCUAGGAGAUUGCAUUGCCUGGCUCAGGGGCCAUGCUGGCAUCGCCCCCUGAGGACCUGGCUGUGACCCCAGAGCCCCCAGGGUGGCCUGGAGCCCGGGACCGCGCUGGAGGCUGGACGGAGCUCCCUGGUUGAGGUAGGGCCCCCCGGCUGCCAGCAGCCCCAUCCUCCUCCCACCAGUCUUCCCAGCGAGUCCUUUGUGCAGCCUCCCAGGCCUCUGAUCCUGGCCCCCACACGCUGGUGGCCUCUUGGGCUUCCACAGCCUGCGUGGCCUGAGUCUCCUUUCCAGCCAUGACCUCCCACUUGGCUCCCUCCAUUGAGAAGAAGAGGGGCCCUGCAGGGCCCCAUUCCUCGGGCAGCAGGGCAAGGGGCACCAUGCAGGGGGCAGGGAAAAGCUGGGCAUAGGAGGUCAGAGAUGCUUUCUCCGGACCAUACCAGCAUCUAGGGCCCUCUCUGCCAGCCUUGAGGAGUGGGUCCAUUGUCCUUGUGAUGAGUACCCCGUGGAUGGGACCCUCUGUCGACUUAAAAAAAAAAAGGCACAACCUGAGAGUUGUGAGUUACGUUUUAUUUGGGGCAAUAUAAGGACUGCAGCCCUGGGAACAGUUUCUCAGAGCUGCUCUACAGGCGGGGACACUCGUGCCCAGGCCCAGUCUAUGGUUCGUCUCAAGCCACUCAGCUGGUCAGCGUCCGCCCAGGGCUUGGCGUGUUGGCAGGGGCGCUCCCCUGUGGGCUCCCUUGCCUAGCGGGCACCCGAGGAUCCUGUGAUCAGGUCUUGAGCAGGGUUACCUGGGACCAGUCUCUUCCUGGGAGGUUUUUUUUUGGGUCUAGGAGAAGGAAAUGGCAACCCACUCCAGUGUUCUUGCCUGGAGAAUCCCAGGGAUGGGGGAGCCUGGUGGGCUGCCGUCUAUGGGGUCGCACAGAGUCGGACACGACUGAAGCGACCUUAGCAGCAGCAGCAGCAGAGAUAAGCUAUAAACACUCUAGCACUGAGGUUGAGUGGACCACAUCCAUGGAAGGCCACAGAGCUGGGAUCCUGGCUGGAUGGUCACUCUCAUUGUCCCUUGGCCUGGGCAGAGAUGGAGGCUAACCCACCCCUGACCUCCUCCCCGGGGACCUGCCUCCAGCUUUGUCUCCUCCAAGGAAGCCUUGCAUGUCUCCCUCCAUUUACCCAGCCUUCUCUUCUGAGGCUUUAGUAUGGGGUGCUCCUUGGAAUUCCCUGGCAGCCCAGUGGGUAGGACUCAGCACUUCCACUGCACGGGGCAUGGGUUCGAUCCCUGGUUGGCGAACUAAGAUCCCACAUGCUGUGUAGAGUGGCCAAAAAAAAUCUUUUUUUAAUAUGAGAUGCUCCUGCCCCCACGUUCCAUGUUUUGCUCAUUUAACCCUGCAGCUGACAUGGGGAGGGGGCUUCCAGAACCCAAGUGGAGAGACUCUCCCAGAAUAUGAGGGAACAGAAGCACACGCGUGUUCCUGCACAGGCGUGCCGACAGAAGCAAGUGGCGCUUCUGUGUGAAGGACUGCUGAUUCCAGCGGGAAAAGAGACCUAUGUGGUGGCAGUGGUCCCCCGUGUCUCCUGCCACAUGCUCCUACAACCCAGGGUGUGUCUCAGCGUCACUGCCUCAGUUUUCCUACCUGUGUAAUGGCUCAAGCCAUCCUUGUGACUAGAGAAAGACUAAGGGUACUCAGAAGCGUGACGAUCAACUACAAAGCUCCCACUCUGUGCAAGGUGCUUUACAUGCAUUAUUCUUUUUUUUGGCCACACCACACAGCAUGCAGGAUCUUAGUUCCCAGGGAAGUCCCCUUGCAUUAUUCUUAUUUUUUUAAUCUUUAUUUUUGCCUGUGUUGGGUCUUAGUUGCGGCACAUGGAGUCUUCCUUUGCUGCCUGCGGGCUUCUCUCUGGUUGUGGCGAGUGAGGAGCAUGUGGGCGCUCUAGGUGAGGCGCAUGGACGGGCUUUAGUACCCCCUGCCCCAGGCACAUGGGAUCUUAGUUCCCUGACCAGGGAUCAAACUCGCAUCUCCUGCAUUGGAAGGCAGAUUCUUAACCCCUGCGCCACCAGGGAAGUCCUCUUAAUUCUCCUAUCAGCAUUUUGAAGCAUGACUAUCCUGUUCACCAGAUGAGGAAACAGACAGACUUGCUCCCUGUGGGGAGGGCCCAGAGAAGUCCAAGGUGCUUAGGAGCAGCCCCACCCUGUGCUCCAGGCAGGGGGUGGAGAGAGAAGGGGAAGCCGGCAGAGAGGCUGCACUCAGGGGGGCCCGGGCACAGACCAGCGGCCCCCACUGGAUCUUCCCCUUCUUCCCUCCCCCGCAGGCUCACUGACACUGUGGCUGUUGGCUUUCAUGGCCUUCUCCCUCUCUCUGUGUACUGGACCCCUGGGUAUUCCAAUCAGGACCGUUUGCUAUCACUUCCUUCAGGAAGCCUUCCGGGAAUGCCUGGGUCGAGAUGAGCCCAGCCCUCUGCUUUGACACUUCCUCUGGGCUGGUUCUUUCCAACCUGGAUUGUAACUGUUUUUGUUUUGGCUUCCCCACGAGACUGGCAAUCCUGCAGGGCAUGAGACAUUUGCCCAUCUGUCUCCUCCGGUUUUUCUGGGCUUCACAUCUGUCUCUGAGCAUCUGGUUUGUCUGAAAUGUUCAGUGUCUCUGUCUCUGUCUCCAUCUCUGGGCUCCUGAAUGUCUCAGCAUCUGUGGUUUUCCGGUUUGGAGUGCUUUGGGGUCUCGGUUUCUGGGUCGCUCUCUAAAGCAUCCCUGUCCUCCAGCCUCAGCCCCUUGGUCUCUCCAGCUCUGUCUCCUGAGUCUCCCAGCCCUGCCAGGCAGGCGCUGCCCAUUUGGCCUGAGCGGGCCUCUGGGGAGGGGUGCAUCCUUGCUGCCCGGCCUGCCCACAGCGAGGCCAGGCCCCGGGAGGCCCCCGCCCAGCCUGCUGCCUGUUCCCUCCCUCCCUACCCCUCUGCCUCACCACAGGGCUUGAUGAAUCAAACUCUUUGUCUGGGUGGGAUCUCCCCAAGCCAGCUGGGCAGAGAGAGGGCUUCCCCUGCCGGAGCAGCCAAACACCAUCCACGGCGGGCCUUGGUGGAGAGGUGAGGGGCUGCAGCGAGGGGCCGGGGGCCAGGGCUGGCAGACUCAGAGCCCGCUCACCGGUAGGCCUGUCCCGAGGCUCCGGCAGCCUCGCUGGGGAUGACUUCCUGCCCGAGAGGACCCACUCAGCUUGUCUUGUUCCUGGGGCUGGGAGAUGGGGUCCCCUCUCUCACCCCAAGCUGGGGGGCUGGGGCUCUUUCCUGCCCUUCUCCUGGGAGGGCCCAGCCUGUCCUGGGUGGUGGCCCGCCUGCCAAUCUGUGACCCUCCCAGCCAGCUUGGCAUGGGUGUGGGCACCACUCAGUACUGAAGCCUGCAACUCUGGGCACAGGAGGGGAGGCUGGGUGACACCAACAAGGAUCUCCAGCCUGUGUGUCUGUAUCUGCUUCAUGGUGUUGUGAGUGUGAAUGCAACAGGAGUACGAGAAAACUUGAGCGGAUAUGUAAAUAUCUGACGGCUCAGCGUGUGUUUGUGAAAGUGAGUGAAUACAUGUACUUGUAUUAAAAAAAAGUGUGUGUGUGAAUGUGUGAGCCUGUGAAUUUGGAAUGUCUGGGUGUAUCUGUGAAAGCUCGUAUGUCAGUGUCUGCAGCUGGAAGAAGAUACAUGUGGAUGUACGUGGAACAGACGCGGGUCUGUGUGGCAGCGUAUGAGAAUGUGUGUCUGAUCACAUGUCAGGGAGCUAGGAAAUGCACGAGGUGCUUAAAGGCACAGAUUCAGAGCUAGGCUGCCUGGGUUUGAAUCCUGGCCCCACUGUUUACCAGAUAAACUCUCUGUCUCACUUUCCUCACCUAUAAAAUGGGGCUAAUGACAGUAUCAGAUCAGGGGACUUCCCUGGUGGUCCAGUGGUCAAGAAUCUGGCUUCCAAUGCAGGGAACUUGGGUUCGGUCUCUGGUUGGGGAACUAAGAUCCCUCAUGCUGUGCGCCAACUUGAACCUGUGAACCACAAACUAAAAGAAAAAAAAAGCACCAACUCCGGGUUGUUGGGGCUUUAGAGGAUUAAAUGAACUACUAUGUGUAAAGUACUUGGCCUGUCAUUAAGUAAGUGCCAAGUAAGCAUUAGCCAUCACCAUAGAAUCAAGUGGGUGAGUGCGCUGUACAGAUGUGUGUGCAGGAGACUUCGUCCAGGCCUCCAGGACACGGUGCUCACUGGCCAUUGCUGUCCUGUGUGUUGCUCUGAUGCCUUCUCCCCUGCAGGCCCUGGUGGGUGGUGGAGCAAAGGAGGAAUGGACUGUGGGCCGCCCGCCGCCCUCCAGCCCCGUCUGGCUGGGCCGCCUGGCACUGCCCACCGCCCAGUGGCCAUGUGCCAGCAGGAGAGCCUGUCCUUCGUGGAGCUGCCCGUCCUGCAGCCUCCAGGCCCCAUGUGUCUGGACCUCUUCCCUGUGGCUCCGGAGGAGCUGCAGGCACCUGGCAGCCGCUGGUCUCUGGGGACCCCUGCUCCCCUCCAGGGGCUGCUAUGGCCACCGCCCCCCGGAGGCACGGACCCCGAGCUCUCCACCAGCGGGGGAAUGCGGCCUAGCCGGGCUGGCAGCUGGCCACACUGUCCUGGUGCCCAGCCCCCAGCCCUGGAGGGACCCUGGAGUCCCCAGCACCCACAGCCACAGCGCCGGGCCAGCCACGGAUCGGAGAAGAAGUCAGCCUGGCGCAAGAUGAGGGUGUACCAGCAAGAAGAGGCCCUUGGUGGCCCUGAGGCCCACGCUGUCUUCCUGGAGCCAAGUCAGGCCUCGGAGCAGGAGCUGAGCACAGAGGAGCCCCGGCCCGCGGGGCUGCCUGGGCCUGUUCCCGGGGGCCUCGAGGGGCCUGAGCGGAGGCGCUUCUCGGCCUCUGAGUUAAUGACCCGCCUGCACUCUUCCCUGCGCUUGGGGCGGAAUUCAGCAGCCAGGGCAUUGAGCCCAGGGUCAGGGUCAGGCCCCGGAGCUGCCCGAGAAGGGAAAGCGUCUGGAAGAGACUCGCGCAGUGUAGAGAUGAGGGUGGACGCCACGGCGACGCCAGCUCCUGUUGACCUGAGCGGGGUCCCCGGCAGCUGGCCGGAGCCCAGGCUGGAUGCGCGGGAAGAGCCGGUGCCCGGGCCCCGGAGCGCCAGCGAGCGGCGCCAGUCCCGGUUCCUGCUUAACUCCGUCCUCUACCAGGAAUACAGCGACGUGGCCAGCGCCCGCGAGCUGCGGCGGCAGCAGCGCGAGGAGGAGGGCGCGGCGGACGAGGCUGAGGGCGCGGAGGAGGGCCCGGGGCCGCCGCGCGCCGACCUCUCCCCGAGCAGCUCGUUCCGGGCGCAGCGCGCCGCUCGGGGCUCCACUUUCUCGCUGUGGCAGGACAUCCCCGACGUGCGCGGCAGUGGCGUCCUGGCCACGCUGAGCCUGCGCGACUGCAAACUGCAGGAGGCCAAGUUUGAGCUGAUCACAUCCGAGGCCUCCUACAUCCACAGUCUGUCGGUGGCCGUGGGCCACUUCUUAGGCUCGGCCGAGCUGAGUGAGUGCCUGGGGACACAGGACAAGCAGUGGCUGUUCUCCAAACUGCCCGAGGUCAAGAGCACCAGUGAGAGGUUCCUGCAGGACCUGGAGCAGCGGCUGGAGGCAGACGUCCUCCGCUUCAGCGUGUGCGACGUGGUCCUGCAGCACUGUCCGGCCUUCCGGCGCGUCUACCUGCCCUACGUCACCAACCAGGCCUACCAGGAGCGCACCUACCAGCGCCUGCUCCUGGAGAACCCCAAGUUCCCUGGCAUCCUGGCUCGCCUGGAGGAGUCUCCUGUGUGCCAGCGGCUGCCCCUCGCCUCCUUCCUCAUCCUGCCGUUUCAGAGGAUCACCCGCCUCAAGAUGCUGGUGGAGAACAUUCUGAAGCGGACAGCACAGGGCUCUGAAGAUGAAGACAUGGCCACCAAGGCCUUCAAUGCCCUCAAGGAGCUGGUGCAAGAGUGCAAUGCCAGUGUGCAGUCCAUGAAGAGGACAGAGGAGCUCAUCCAUCUGAGCAAGAAGAUCCACUUUGAGGGCAAGAUCUUCCCGCUGAUCUCUCAGGCCCGCUGGCUGGUUCGGCACGGGGAGCUGGUGGAGCUGGUACCCCUGCCCGCGGUGCCCCCAGCCAAGCUGAAGCUGUCUAGCAAGGCGGUGUACCUGCACCUCUUCAAUGACUGCCUGCUGCUCUCCCGGCGGAAGGAGCUGGGGAAGUUUGCCGUCUUUGUUCAUGCCAAGAUGGCUGAGCUGCAGGUGAAGGACCUGAGCCUCAAGCUGCAGGGCAUCCCCGGCCACGUGUUCCUCCUUCAGCUCCUCCACGGGCAGCGCACGAAGCACCAGUUCCUGCUGAGGGCCCGGACGGAGAGUGAGAAGCAGCGAUGGAUCUCCGCCAUGUGCCCCUCCAGCCCCCAGGAGGACAAGGAGGUCAUCAGCGAGGGGGAAGACCACCCCCAGGCUCAGUGUGUCAGGGCAUAUAAGGCACUGCAGCCAGACGAACUGACUUUGGAGAAGACGGACAUCCUGGCCGUGAGGAUGCGGACCAGUGACGGCUGGCUGGAGGGGGUGCGCCUGGCAGAUGGCGAGAAGGGCUGGGUGCCCCAGGCCUACGUGGAGGAGAUCAGCAGCCUCAGUGCCCGCCUCCGGAACCUGCGGGAAAAUAAGCGGGUCACACGUGCCACCAGCAAGCUGGGGGGGCCCCCCGUGUGACGGCGGCCGUGGCCCGGGGCAGCAGCCCCACGCCGCUGCCUGGACAAGUGUGCAGGGGACCUGCGGCGUCCCCACGCACCCCCCUCGCUGCCGCUGGGGCUCCUGUUCUCAUGCCUGGCUUCGAGGGUGCAGGCUGGACGCAGGCGGGGUUGCCUCCGAAGAGUCUCCCCUGUCCUCCAGCUCCUCUGAGUCCACAGUUCAGGGAUGAGGGUCAUUUAUCACUCUGGCUCGUGCCCUCCGGAACCUGCCCUCUCCCUUUCCUGCCCUCUACCCUGCCCAUCUUGGUCCCUCUGGCAGGGACCUGACUGGCAGGGGCUCUGGGCGCUGGGCCCUAUCUGUGUAGACAGAUCUGGAGUCUUCUGGCCUGAGCCUGUGUGGGCCCCGGUUGCUGUGACUUACCUGUAAAUAAACGCCCGUAAUGCCUUU